Cloeon dipterum is the source of this 2779-nucleotide messenger RNA. Its product is annotated as aquaporin AQPAn.G-like. Gene Ontology annotation, molecular function: channel activity. The transcript is spliced from 7 exons. Gene Ontology annotation, cellular component: plasma membrane. Gene Ontology annotation, biological process: transmembrane transport. NCBI's taxonomy places the organism in Eukaryota, Metazoa, Arthropoda, Insecta, Ephemeroptera, Baetidae. Bases 260 to 1237 code for a protein of 325 amino acids. The record is from RefSeq and is a predicted model, not a curated record.
CUCAGAGGAAAUGUCGCGGUCCGGCUCCCUAUCCCGUUCAAAGAGAGCAAAAUACCGCGGCGCGCGGGUUUAAUUGGCGGCCCAAUGGGAGCACCUCAGCCCAACUGCGCUCUCAAAUCCCACAGAGCUCAUCUGACAGAUGGACGCAUAAUCAGUCUGUUGCAGUUGUUCCCCUUUGGCGUGUUGGUCCCGUCUUCGUUUGCUCCCACGAAUGAAAUUUUGACUUUUCGCUCGGCAAAGUGGUGAUCAGGUCGUCGAGAUGAGCAGCGAGCAGCAGGAGUCUAUCUUGGCCGCCCCAGCGAGCACCGCUCGGGGGCCAAGGCGGGCGGCCGGCAAGAGCAAUUUCUGGGGUUAUCGCGCCACUGUCGACGCAAACGCCAACGAGACGCUGUUUUACACGCACUGUGCCUCCGCCAGCCAGACGCUCCGCAUGACCACAGACAAAGGAAAGAAGGCGAUGUCGAGGAAACCCAACGUCUUUCGGGUGGUCUUCGCCGAGUUUUUGGCCACCGCGCUGCUCGUUGGAGUCGGCUGCGCCUCCUGCACUGCUGCCCUCUCGCACAAAGACGCGCUCCAAUCGCCCGUCAUAACGUCUCUAUCGUUUGGUCUAGUCGUCGGCAUCCUCGUCCAGAUCUUUGGACACAUAAGUGGAGCCCACCUGAAUCCGGCUGUUACUGUUUGCGCCGUCAUUUUAAAGGAAAUCCCUCUGAAAUGGAUGUUCGCCUACAUUCUGUCGCAAAUCUUCGGCGGCAUCGCUGGAUACGCAAUCCUUAUGUUGAUAACGCCUGCAGCCAUCAUUCGCGAAGACUCGCAUCAGGAUUUCGGCUUCUGCACCACGGUUCCCAACCUGGAGCUCUCUACUUUUUCCGCCUUCUGCACGGAGUUUGUGGCAACAUCUAUGCUCAUUCUGCUCGUCUGCUCUUCGUGGGACGCGAGGAACCCCAACAGCCAGAACCUACCCACGCAAUUUGCUUUGGGCAUCACCGCACUAGGAAUUGUUUUUGGUUCCCGAACCGGUCCGAGCAUGAAUCCAGCUAGGACAUUCGGCCCCGCCGUUUGGAACGGCGUGUGGACCAAACAUUGGAUUUAUUGGAUAGGACCGGUGUUUGCGGCCGUGCUGGUCACAACGAUAUACAAGUCGAUCUUCGGCUUCAGAAACAACUUAAGAGCAGAUGAGGAAGAGGAUGCGAACGAGAUGCAAGUGCUGGGCGUCGCGAACCCCAACAUGCCAGCUUAGUAGACCCUCGCUGUAUGUGCGUGUUGCGUAUCAUUCGCCCCCGAGUGCCGUUAUUUUGGCAGCAAGUUGGCGGGAAUUCGUGUCAAGGCCAUUGAUUUUUCCUGCAGCGCACGUUUAUGAAUGAGGAUUGAUUUUAAUAUUACUGCCAAAAUGAGAACGACAAGGCCAAAUGUACCUAAAUUUUUGCUUCUGGAGAAGAAAUUACUUUUCAUCUCAAUUUAGUUUGUUUUAUACUGAAUGCGUGCGGAUUUAAUUCUGGUUCUCUUUUGAGGAUUGAUCUGACAUCUGACACAGUCAUUUGCAAAAUUUAGGAAAACUUUAAACCAUUGCUUCUAGAAAUUAAUUCAAUUAAUGUUUGUUUAUUGUUCAUGUAUGGAAACAAUUUCAGUCAAGGAAUAUCACCAAUUAAAAUAUCAUGAACAAAAGGCAAAAUAUGACAAGCACAAACUAAAUAAACGCGCGUAACAAAAUGAGUCAAAGUGUUGUUCUUUACAUUUUAAAAACAGUCUAAAUCUAAAAUUGUGUGAAGCUUACCUGGUAAAAUAAUCUCCCUAUAAAUUAUCAGCACCGAAUAUUUUUCUUGAAAUUAUGUCUUAAAAAUUUCAUUUAUUUGCUCUCCAGUUUUUUUAUAGAAAAAAUUUAUUUCUUUAAGGAAAACAUGAUUAAAGAACACAGCAUUCCAUUACUAACUAUUCCUCUCACUAUACUGAAUGCAAAAAUGGCUAAUUAAAUUUAAAUUUUAUUAUCAACCGUUCAAAAUUAAACCCCAUCUUCUUGAAUACCAAAAUGUUCAUAAUUUUGUCACUGACGCAAAUGAUUCAUACAUUACAUGAAAUCAAAGUUACCAUUAUAUAUCUUAAUUAGUUUUUAAAUUUUGUUAAAACUGUUUUGUAUGUAAAAGGUUCUGAAAUUAAAUUUCUCAACAGCAGCAAAACAAAAAGUCAGCAAAAUGAAUAUUAAAUUGACUCCCUUGGUCCGUUGCGUUUUUCAGCAUUAAUUAGUACACUUUUUUAAUUCGGAUUUUUUUUUAAUAAUAAUCAUUUCCAAAUUUUUCAAAAUAAUCAAUUGUCAUGAGAAUUAAAUUUUUUUUUAAAGCUCUCACCCUGACACCAAUUAAACUUUUAAAUAAUCUCUGUUUCACUUUCAUAAUUUCGUAAGGCCUGAAUUUGGUUUUUGUUUUGAAAUCAAAACUUAACAACGCUCAAACGUUUCUUUUUAUCAAAAUGGUAUCAGCCGAGAAGACUUCAUGGCCAUUAAAAAUUCCAAGUUGCGUAUAACUGAAGUUUUUGCUCCAAUUUCCAUUUAGCCAAACGCUUCUCAUGAAAAAACCAGAACAUCCCCUUCUCGUGCUGUGAAAAUAUGUUUUUAUUAAUAAUAAACAUCAAAACCUAAAAAAGCUCCCUUUGCUGUUGCUAGUCGAGACGCGCGCGUGACGAGGAAUUCAAACAAAAAUGUGUCCGUUUUGUUAAUUUUGUAAAUGCAGACCUUGUGCGGUCGACCUUAGAAAUAAAAAUGAGAAGCCGCGCAGCGGUGCAAACGUAA